Nezara viridula (southern green stink bug) is the source of this 1812-nucleotide messenger RNA. Lineage: Eukaryota; Metazoa; Arthropoda; Insecta; Hemiptera; Pentatomidae. The record is from the annotation of a GenBank genome assembly.
AUGAAAGAAGAGUGUCCGAAGAUGUUCGCUCUUCUAUUUCUUCUUCUCGCAAGUCCUGGUCUUCUGGCGUUACAGGUCUUGGAUCAGCAUUAUUGGAUGAAGGUUUCUGCAGAAGACCUGAGAGAAAGCUUGAAUGUAAAACCCAACAAGAGAAUUGCUAAAAAUGUCAUCCUCUUCGUCGGUGAUGGGAUGGGACCAAAUACUGCCACAGCCGCAAGGAUUUACAAGGAACAUGAAUAUGGAUACCUUUCCUGGGAGAGGUUUGAUCAUGUUGGCGCAGUAAAGACUUAUUCCAAUGACAGGCAAGUUCCUGAUUCAGCUUGUUCAGGAACAGCCAUGUUCGCUGGAGUCAAAACUAAUAUUCAUACACUAGGUGUACAUUCAACAGUGAAGAGAUUUGACUGCGACGGCAGUGCUGUUAAAGAGAAUCAAGUUGUUACUCUUGCAAAAUUAGCACAAGAUGCAGGGAAAGCAACUGGCAUCGUUACCACGGCGCGUGUUACUCACGCCACCCCAGCAGCGAUGUAUGCACACUCAUCAUUUAGGGACUGGGAAUGUGAUACUAGGAUGCCAUACUACGCUAGCAAAUGCAAAGAUAUUGCUAGACAGAUGAUAGAAGAUGAGCCAGGAAAAAAUUUUAAUGUGAUAAUGGGUGGUGGAAGGCAGCAACUUAUGACGGAUCCUCCUGCGACCGCUGAAGAUCCUAUAGCAGAAGGAGCGACAACCUGUAAAAGGCUAGAUGGCCUUAAUCUUAUCGCAGAAUGGGCUCGAAGAAUGGAAAAUAAAAAAGUAAAAUUUGCCUUGCCCAAAAAUAGGAAGGAGCUAUUAGACAUGGACACAAGCAAGACUGAUUAUGUCCUAGGCAUUUUCUGUAAUGACCACUUCCCGUACUUUCACGCAGUCAAUCAUUCUGAUACAUCAGUACCUACAUUAGAAGAGAUGACAACAAAAGCUAUCAAAGUUCUUAACAACAACAAAAACGGAUUCUUCUUAAUGGUAGAAAGUGGCCUUAUUGACCAAGGCCAUCACAAUGGUAAAGCUCGCAUCGCCCUCAGUGAAACGGUUCAAUUAAGCAUAGCCGUGAACAGUACGAUGAAACUGUUAGAGGCUGCCGGUAUCAAAGAAGAAACACUCGUUAUCGUAACCAGUGACCACUCUCACACUCUCACUAUCAGUGGUUAUCCUGAUAUAGGAUCUAACAUCUUAGGUAUUGCUGGUAAAUCAUUAGUCGAUAAAACACCAUACACCAUUCUCAAUUAUGCCGUCGUAGGAAGACAUAAUUUCAAAAUGAAAGCAGUAAACGGUACUGUUGUAAGAGAGGAUCCUUCAAAGGUGGAUACCACUUCGUACGAUUACAGAGCUGCAGGUGUCGUGCCAGAUGCUACGAAUUUUCAUGGAGGAAGUGAUGUGUUCGUUUAUGCAACAGGUCCAAAUGCAUAUCUUUUCCAUCGCAUGCAUGAACAGACAUAUGUGGCUGAAGUGAUCAAGUAUGCAUUGCGUAUAGGGAACUAUACCCCAAAGCCACUGCUCGCUAAAUCUCAACGUUCAGGAUCUUCAUCCCUGAUUUCAUCUGUGAUAAUGAUAAUUAUGGCACAAUUACUUUUUAGGUUAAAAAAUUUAAUGUAAUUUAACAAAUUUAGUGUACCUGUGCUGUUUUAUUUUAUAUAAAAAAUAAUUGAAUCUGUUCUAGAUUCAGCCUUAUUUAUUUAAUUGAAAUUUUGUUCCUUUUAAUUUUCUUUUAUACUGUAACAAGCAUUCAUUGUAUUUAAAUGUAAAUAAUUGAGAUUAUUUAAUAUAAUUUUUAUUUAUUCA